Dioszegia hungarica is the source of this 1140-nucleotide messenger RNA. RefSeq lists its product as uncharacterized. Gene Ontology annotation, cellular component: P-body. The transcript is spliced from 6 exons. Gene Ontology annotation, biological process: P-body assembly; cytoplasmic stress granule assembly. The record is from RefSeq and is a predicted model, not a curated record. Gene Ontology annotation, molecular function: mRNA binding. Bases 1 to 1140 code for a protein of 379 amino acids. NCBI's taxonomy places the organism in Eukaryota, Fungi, Basidiomycota, Tremellomycetes, Tremellales, Bulleribasidiaceae.
AUGGACUACGCGCAGUUCAAGGGGAAGCCUUUCCAGGUGGUCUCCAAGCUGGGUGUGAGGUAUACCGGUAUCUUUGACCAUAUCAGCCAAGAAGACCAGACGAUCUGUCUCUCCCAAGUGUUCAACCAUGGGACAGAAGACCGACCGACUGCGCGAAAGCUCCCAGGUUCGACGAGUACUCUCGGUUGGGUUCGAUUCCAUACCGAGUCAAUAGAGUCACUAGCGCUCGUUGAGAACUACAUCGCACCUGGGGCCACAGAAGAGCCCGCUGACCCUAUUCUCGCUUCCGUUAGCAACACCGCACCCGGAGCCGCAGCAUCCGCUCCUGCACCUGCUUCCAAAGCACAACAACCCACACCUUCCGCCGCACCUGCCUCUUAUACUCUUCCUCCCAAACCUCCUGUCUCAUCACCACCACCCCAAAGCUCGCUCGAUAGGGUCCAGCAAUCCAUCGCUGACCUCUCUGUCUCCGGACAGAACAACCGCGGUGCUCAGCCCAACUAUAGACCUCCGCGCCGUAUAUCCCGGGCCCAGGCUAUAGAGGUACCGGACGCAGAGUUUGACUUCUCGAAGGGUACCCAAGCCCUCGAAGCGGAAAGGGAAGCGCGGAAGGUAGGGGAUGCGGGACCGUCCCGUCAGCCCGGCGCCGCCGACGAAGACGAGGAGGAUGCGGACAGUGGCGACAGUGAUGAUGAGUCAGAUGACUCGGAUGCGUCCACUCCUCACCCUAUCGCCGUCCAGCGCGGAAACGGGAAUGGAAACGCAAACGGGAACGGCAUACCCGGAUCAGCAAGCGGAGCCGGCGAAAAACGACCACCACCUGGCAAACCCGCAUACAACAAAAACUCCUUCUUCGACGAUCUGUCGAGGAGCGAGGGCGGAAUUACGAUACAUUCGGGGAAGCGGGCGGAGCGGAGUUCCAGCCUGGGAACGGAGGGUACAGGGGUCGAGGAGGAGGAGAGGGUAUGGGUGGGCCAGGGGGAAGGGGUCAUGGCGGACGCGGAGGGUUCAGCCGUGGAGAUGGCCGAGGAGGAUAUGAUCAGUCCGCACCAGGGCGGAUGGGAUUCCAGGGCCAAGGGCAGGGGCAGGGUGGAUAUGGUGGACGAGGGGAUGGAUAUGAAGGGCAAAAUCAAGGGAUGA